AGCAAAUUGCCCAUAUGGGCUUAGAAAAUACCUGGCACCGAAUGUUUACAAUUUCAGUAUUUUGGCUGUGAAAAUAUGAUAUGUUACAACAUUUCACAUUGCAAAACCAUUGUUUUUCAAUUUUUUGGUGCUGCUCUGGCUGUGGGUUAUGAAAGAAGAACAAAUAAAUUUUGUUCUAUUUGAAAAUUCUACAUUUGUAAUUCGGUGAAUAUAGGCUAGUUUUUAUUCGUAUCUUUGCAGUGCUUGCUGAAUGGAAGCCCCCAAUCUAUGAGAAUGAUAAGGGUAUAACAUUGUUUACAGCAACCACUCGCCGUAAUUCACCAAAUAAUUUGGAUUCAAAAAUUCACCACAACAACCUUCUCAAUAACAUUCUUGCCAAGAUAGAAGGGAAUAAUGCGAAUGCUGAUGAUGCUAUCAUGCUUGAUAAAGAUGGAUAUGUGUCAGAAACAAAUUCGACAAACAUUUUUCUAGUGAAAAGGGGCCGUGUAGCAACACCUCAUGCUGAUUGCUGUCUUCCUGGCAUAACACGGGCAGCGGUCAUGGACCUUGUAAUAAAAGAAGAGUUGGUUUUACAAGAGCGGCGUAUCAGUUUAUCAGAGUUCCAUACAGCAGAUGAGGCUUGGACUGUAGGAACUAUUGGAGAGCUCAGCCCAGUCGUUAAGAUUGAUGGUCGCAUAGUUGGUGAUGGCUGCGUGGGACCUGUGACUCGAAGAUUGCAAAGUGCUUUCAAAAAGCUAACAGCAGAGUCAGGGGUGCCUAUCCCCACUUAUUAACAAUGUUGCUGAGGUGUGCUAUCAAAGGACCAUUGGCCAAUCUUUGUGGAGACCAUUAUUUUGGAGAGAGUCUUAAUAGAGGUUGACGGCGAUUUAAAAAAGACUAUAACGGUAUCAAUUCUUGAGUUUGUUAUAAAGCUAAGUCGAAGGCCUAAAUAUGCACUCAUAUGCAUUUUUAGUUUAUGAAUCUUUGCCAAUUUGGAAUGAAAACUGUGUGAUUUUUUUCCUGGAACAUGGAAUACAAUUAGCAUGAGUGAUAAUCCUUUGUUUUGUUCUUGACAUUUUUAGUGAAGGACCAGUUUUCUUUUAUCACCAUUAGCUUUAUGCAUAUUUCAGAGCUUGAGAAAAUAAUUAAGCCUCUUCCUGGCA
Olea europaea var. sylvestris is the source of this 1142-nucleotide messenger RNA. Its product is annotated as branched-chain-amino-acid aminotransferase-like protein 1. The transcript is spliced from 8 exons. Gene Ontology annotation, biological process: carboxylic acid metabolic process. Bases 417 to 773 code for a protein of 118 amino acids. Gene Ontology annotation, molecular function: catalytic activity. The record is from RefSeq and is a predicted model, not a curated record. NCBI's taxonomy places the organism in Eukaryota, Viridiplantae, Streptophyta, Magnoliopsida, Lamiales, Oleaceae.